AUGGCUCAACAAAAUCAACAACCAAACAUUCAGCUUGUUACUGGGUUGCAAUUGGUUGCUGGCGAGCUGAAAUUAGAACAAUCAAUUCCACAGUCAAUAAUCCCAGUACAACUGCCAGAUAAUGCUGGUAAUGCACCUCAAAAAUUUCCAGCACAGGAUGAAUACUUUUUAGUGAUCAGGGUGAUCUUUUUGGAUUUAUAA
Entrophospora candida is the source of this 201-nucleotide messenger RNA. The record is from the annotation of a GenBank genome assembly. Lineage: Eukaryota; Fungi; Glomeromycota; Glomeromycetes; Entrophosporales; Entrophosporaceae.